This is a messenger RNA of Exaiptasia diaphana, 719 nucleotides long. RefSeq names its product nucleoporin Nup43. The transcript is spliced from 6 exons. Gene Ontology annotation, cellular component: nuclear pore outer ring. The record is from RefSeq and is a predicted model, not a curated record. The coding region runs from base 6 to 719 and encodes 237 amino acids. Lineage: Eukaryota; Metazoa; Cnidaria; Anthozoa; Actiniaria; Aiptasiidae. Gene Ontology annotation, molecular function: protein binding.
ACAAGAUGGCGGCUGGAGGUGAAGUUGUCGCGAAAUACGUUGGUCAUAAGAUAGCUAAAACACGUUGGAGUCCUCUACAACAAGGCUCAAUAGCUACYUCGGAUACGUUUGCUACUGGAGGAUGGGACGAUGAGGUGAAUAAACUGUGUUUAUGGAAAGUUGAAGGCUCUGAUGAGUCAGUGAAUGAAGCAACUUCCCUUCCAAAUGAACCGGUUUUGCUGUGCGAGAAAGAACACGCCGGGGAUGUCUCAGAUAUGCAGUUUUUGGAUAAAGAAAGGCUUCUUGUUGCUUCUUCUACUGGUUCUGCUGCUCUAUACUAUUACCAUCCAAGAAAAAAGUGUCUACUUGAGCAACAGUCGUGGGACAUGUUGCAUUAUAUUGGWAAUACUGGUACUUCWUGCACAUGCRUUGCCGUUAAUAGAGUGACAGGUGAUAUUGCAACAGCAGGGGAAGAUGGCCGUAUUAACUUGUUGGCRUUAGAACAGACACGCCCUGCCAGAACAAUCGAUUCACCAGAUAGUACUACUAUUAAUGGUAUAUCRUAUCCCGGUGCCAGUGAGAUUAUCACAGUCGCUAUGAAUGGUCAGGUCAAGUUAUGGGAUUUACGACAAGACACACAAAAGCCAGCAAAAAUUAUGACUCUGUGCAGUGCGCAUCCUCCGACAAGUCAACGAAAUCGACUUCAAACUUUUCUACGCUGGGAAAAUAUGCACCGAUGA